UAGGGAUCCUGAUAGGAGAUACAGUACCAUAGUAGCAGAGCAAUCCUGUACUGAACCAUGUCCUGGGCUGUCCUCCUCCUCUCUCUCACCUCUCUCUGUACAUAUUCGGCCGCCCAAGUCUCUAUAACUCAACCAGUAUCUGAAUCAGUGAAAUUGGGAGAGACAGUGAGAAUCUCCUGCACACUCAGUGGUGCCAGUAUCGGUAAUCUCCAUAUGUACUGGUACCAGCAGAAAGCAGGGAAUCGCCCCAGAUACUUGUUACGUUACUAUUCAGACUCAAACAAACACCAGGGAGAUGGGGUACCUGAUCGGUUUUCGGGAUCCAAAGAUUCCCCAAAUAAUAUUGGCUAUUUAACCAUUAAAGGAGCCUUACUAGAAGAUGAUGCAGAUUAUUACUGUGCUACGUGGCAUGCCAGCUCGUGGAUUUUUGGAGGAGGAACGCAACUCACAGUUAUCACAGGUGACGUGAAAGCCCCUUCAGUGUCCAUCUUUGCUCCCUCCGAGGAAGAAAUAGCCACCAAAAAGGCAACAGUGGUCUGCAGUCUGAGUGAUUUCACCCCCAGAGGUGCCACAGUGAAGUGGCUGGUGGAUGGGAAAGAACAGACUGACAGUGUUCAGUCCUCAGGGCUCAGCAAACAGAGUGACAACCUGUAUAUGGAGAGCAGUUAUCUGUCCCUGACUGCAGAUCAAUGGCUCAGACAUGAAACCUAUUCCUGCAAAGUGUCUCAUCAGGGCAAGGAAAUAAUCCAGACGCUGAAGAGAUCUGAAUGUGUAUAACUCUCUGUCAAUCUUGUCUAAUCUUCAGUGCUACAUAAGCCUUUCAGGAUUCGUUUACAGAUAUAUAACAGGCUUAGAAAUGUUAUUUUCUUUCUGAUUGCUAUAUAUUAAAAAUUCUUUAAUGUUUGCCCAGUCCUAAAACUAUUGCUUAGAGUAAAGAUUUCAUGCAUGCAUCUUCCAUUUUUUUCUUUUCACGUCUUUGUCCAUCUAAAUCAUUCAAUAAAUGAAUUGUACCUUUA
Messenger RNA from Xenopus laevis (African clawed frog), 1016 nucleotides. RefSeq lists its product as uncharacterized. The transcript is spliced from 4 exons. NCBI's taxonomy places the organism in Eukaryota, Metazoa, Chordata, Amphibia, Anura, Pipidae. The record is from RefSeq and is a predicted model, not a curated record. The coding region runs from base 58 to 777 and encodes 239 amino acids.